This is a messenger RNA of Notechis scutatus (mainland tiger snake), 5740 nucleotides long. NCBI's taxonomy places the organism in Eukaryota, Metazoa, Chordata, Lepidosauria, Squamata, Elapidae. The record is from RefSeq and is a predicted model, not a curated record.
GGAAAAGGAGACGGGUUCCUUUCCAAGCUUUCUGGAUAAAUGCACGUGUGUGUAAUGAUCUUCGCGACCCCAGGACUCGUGGAGAAUGGACUAUUCUGUGAAUGGCACCCUAGCUGAGAAGCACAGCCCCAUAGAUUACGGAGUCCAGAUCCGGUUCAUCGAUGACUUGAAGGAGCCCAGGAAACCCCAAAAAGUCCGCCCCAAGGCAGGCAAGCCGGGUUCCUACGGCGUUGCGGUGCGAGUUCAGGGUAUCGACGGUCAACCUUUCGUGGUCCUGAACAGCGGCGAAAAAGGAGGCGAUUCCUUCGGGGUGCAGAUCAAAGGAGGAAACAAAUAUGAAAGGCCUGCUCAGGGCCAGACUUUUGAGGAGACUUUUCCGGGCUCUCCCAGAGUGGGGUCUUCAUCUAAGGACAUUUCGGGGUCCAUCAGCUCUGAUUCAGAUCUUCCCGAAAAUCCUUACGGGGCAAAACCUUCUCGAUACGGGUCUCACUACAGCACCUCGGAUGAGGAACCGGGUCUCCAACGAGUGCCCCAAGCGGAUAGCUUGGAUGGGAUUCGCGUGUCUCGCACCAACCCUUCCUCUGCUUCCCAUAGCGGCUAUCGGACCCUGCCCCACAAAAAAUCCAUGGGGCAGCAGCACCUGCGGCGCACUCAGUCCCACAGUUCUUUGCUCGAUCCUGAGUCGAGUGACCCUCAAGAGAAGAACCACUCUCGAACUCAUAACUCGGGUUAUAGUUCCCGGACCUCCCCAUCAGGGAUCCCAGAAAGGGGUACCGGGGCACGGAACCCCUCUCCCCCCAGGGUCCCCAACCUCAGGGAACCCACAACCACCAACUUCUCUGGUUUGCGAACGGUUUCCAAGCCUGCGCCCUCGGACACGGACUCGCCUGAGCCGACUCAAGCAAUCCGGACCAACAACGGUGACAUCGACACAAAGCCUCUGUCCUCCGUGGACUCCUUGAUCCACAAAUUUGAUGGAAGGCCCCCCCCGAGGGGCCGAGCCUCCCGCAGGACCCGAGUUUCCCCCGAGAGCCAUCAGCGCUCACGGAGCCUCGAUGCAAGGGGAGCUUACCGCGAUACAGCCGACGGACGAGAACGAGAAAUCGACAGACCUCAUCCGGGACAUUUCAAAGAGGUAGAACAAUCCUUGGCGACUAAGCCACUCGUUUCGGCGAAUGCCCCAGGCAGCCGGGGAGCCGCCGGCAGUCAAGCGAUGAAGGAGAAGGAAGUAGACAAAUCUAAGAUGAUCCAGGAUUGGGUCAACAAGAGUUUGGAGGAGCCCGGGACGGAGAAACAGACGAGAAAACCCCAGUCUGAUUUGCAGCUGAAGUCCACCCCAGAUCUUCUGCGGGAUCAGCAGGAAGUGGCCCAGCCAGGAAGCACUGAAUACACUAAGGAACUCAUCUACAGCAUCUUGAAGGACAGGAGCACCGAAAGUGACGCCACGGCGAAACGGAAAACCAACCUGGUCUUUGAGAAAAUCCAGGCGUUCGCGGCCAUCCCUUCAUCAGAGCUAAGAGGGUCCAGUACAGAGAUGACCGAACCGAAGACGAAGGUGGACGAGCCGGACAGCCGAACCAAGGGGUCCCGGAGUCUUCCUCGCCACCUGCAAAUCCGGCUGGAGGAACUGGAGGAAGAAUGCCGGCGGCUCCGUGAAGCCUUUGAGAAAAAGAGCCAGGAGCUCCAGAGCACGGGGAAAGAGUUGAGAGACGUCCGUGCGGUCAAGGAGCAGCUGGAAGCCAAGCUGACCGACCUCGAAGACCAACUGACCGAGAUGCAGAAGGCGCUGGACCGCUUUCAAGAGCUCUCGGGCAGCCCAGAUCAGGACGCCUUGCUAAAGGAGCUGCUGGAGACCCGGGAAGACUUGGAGGCAAUCUUGACCGCCAAGCAGAAGCAGGAAGACCAGCUGCGCCAGAGGGAACGCGAGUUGACAGCUCUGAAGGGGGCCCUGAAGGAGGAGGUGGCCAGCCAUGACCAGGAGCUGGAUCGGGUCCGGCAACAGUACCAGCAGGACAUGGAGCAGUUGAGACGCAACAUGGAUGACGUGUCUCAGGACCAAGCCAGCCUGGAGGCCGAGAGGCAGAAGGUCAACUCCCUGGUGAGGACCCUCCAGACGGAGCUUCAAGAGAGCCAAGAGGAGGCCGCUCACUGGAAGGAGGUGUCCCAACGAAACAAAGAGGAGCUCCGUAGUGUCAAACAAGAGCUGAUGCAGGUCAAGGUGGAACGGGAGGAGUUUGAGGAAGACCUGAAGGAAAGCAGAGAGCGCUCUGCAGCCCUGCGGAAGGAGAUGGACCAGAUCCGGAGCUGUUCUACGGACGCCGAGGAGCUCCACGAGAUCAGAAAGGAACUCCGUCAGGCUCGGGAACAGCUGCAGGACAUGGUGGAGGAGAAGGAGGACCAACACAAGGUCCUACGCCUGCGGGAGAGUGAGAUAUUUGACCUGAAGGAAAAACUCAAGGAUGAGGUGGCUUCCCGUAGCCAGGACCUUCAGGGACUAAACUUGAGGUUCCAAGAGAAGAUGCAGCAGCUCCAGAAGGACUACGAGGAAGCAUUUAAGACCAAGGCGGCCUUGGAAGGCGAGAAAGGGGCCAUUGAGCAAUCAAGGAAACUGGUGGAGUCCACCCUGCGGGAAACCCAGGAAGAGAACGACGACCUUCGACGCAAGAUCUUGGGGUUGGAGACUCAACUCAAGGAAUACCACCAUUUUGCUGACAGCUGGCAAGACGUGGAGACCAGGCUGAAGGAGAAGAUAUUCAAGUUGGAGGCCGACCGCAAGCAGAUGGAAGAGUCCGUGAACAACGCCGUGGACCAAGAACAGGACUUGUUGCUGGCCAAUAGGUCCCUGGAAAGUCGUCUGGAAGAAGCUCAACGCAACCUCAACAGACUCACCGUGGAGCACCAGGACCUGAGUACCUCCUACCAGGAGGAGCUGAAGCAGAAGGAGGCGCUCAGGAGGGCCAAAAACGAACUGGAGGAGGAGAAAAGGUUGCUAGACAGAAGCAUCGUGAAGCUGACCAAGGAGCUGAAGCAGAUGGCCGAAGAGUCUCGCCAGGGCCUCUCGGACCUGCAGCGCCAGCUGGAGGAGUACAAGGAGAAGUCGCGGAAGGAGAUCAGUGACUCCCAGAAACAGGCGAAGGACCGGAACGGGGAAGUGGAGAAGAUGCAGUACGAGUUGGGAAGAUGCCAAGACGAGGUGCUGCGUCUCAAACAGGCCCUGCAGGACAGCCAGGCCGAGCGUGAGAACGCCCUCCUGGACAAGGAGCUCCUGGCCCAGCGGCUCCGCAACCUGGAGCAGGAGAUGGAGACCAAGCGGCGAUCCCAGGACGAUCGAUCCCGCCAGGUCAAAGCGUUGGAGGAUAAAUCCAAGCGCCUGGAAGUGGAGCUGGAUGAGGAACGCAACGCGGCGGAGCUUUUGACCGAGAGGAUCAACCGAUCCAGAGAUCAGAUCGACCAGCUACGAGCCGAGUUGCUGCAGGAACGGUCCGUCCGCCAAGACCUGGAGUGCGAUAAAGUUGCUUUGGAACGACAGAACAAGGACCUCAAAAGCCGCCUGACCAGCAACGAAGGGCUGCAGAAAUCCAGCGCCAACGUCUCCCAGUUGGAGUCGCGGAUCCAAGAACUCCAGGAGAAGCUCCUGGUGGAAGAGAGGGAGAAAACCGUCCUGCUCUCCUCCAACCGGAAGCUGGAGAGGAAGAUGAAGGAGGUGAGCAUCCAGAUUGACGAAGAGAGGCAGCACGUCAACGACCAGAAGGACCAGCUGAGCCUGCGGGUCAAGGCGCUGAAGCGGCAGGUGGACGAGGCAGAAGAGGAGAUCGAGCGGCUGGAGGCGGCCCGUAAGAAGGCCCUGAGGGAGCUGGAGGAGCAGCACGAGACCAACGAGCAGCUCCAGAGCCGGGUCAAAGCCCUGGAGAAGGACCUCUGGCGCAAGGCAGCGCGGUCAACGGCCGAGUCCUCUCUCCGGGACGACCAGCUGAGUUCGGAUGAAGAAUUCGACAGCGCUUAUGGCCCGUCCUCCAUUGCGUCGCUUCUGACGGAAGGAAACCUCCAAACCAGCUCCUGUUAAGGCCCCUCUUGGGGUUUGUUUGGAUGCUCUUUGCAAAACCCACGGUGGGGCGGGGUCCCUGGCCCACAGGGAGAGAGAAGAUUUCUUCCCCAAUGGGGUCACCAAAGCAACCCACUUCUUGAUUUAAAAAAAAAAAAAAAACCAAAAUUGGAGGAAAGGUUUUUAUUUUGGGGUUGCUACGGGAUGGAAAACCAGAGGUCCAGUCCGUAAAAGAAAAAAAAUGGAGUAUUAUUUAGGUUUGUUUGCAUUUUUAAAAUCCGGUUCUCAGGGCAUUGAUGAGCGGUGAAAUAACAGAGCCUCCUUUUAAAUAUGUAUAUUUUUUUGUACAUACAUGUACGUGGUUGCAUGGAGAUGGCGACAGUGUGCAAUUAUAUUGCAGAACAAUCCAGAAUGGUGGAAAUCGUUGCAUGGAAUUGAAACCAAUGGGGGUUUUUCUUCAUCCUGGCCUCUCUGGGAGCCCCUCUGGGAGAAAUAGUUGCAGUUUCCCCAACUGAAUCUCUCCUGCAUUGGCUUGGCUGUUGACCCCCCCCCUCCCCCAGAAAUCUCAACCAGAAGUGGCCUUCCAGGUGUGUCUGAAUCCCCAAACUCUCUUCAGACCACUGGCUGGAGAUCUGGUGGCAGGUAGUUCCAUAGGAUCCGGAAGAUGGCUGCCCCUCUCCGACUUUUCCCCGCUCUGUUUUCCUCAUUUUAAAGGAGUGCCUUUCUGACUUUCUCCCCCAGAAGCAAAAAGAUCAUUUUGAGUGGACAACUAGAGGCCACGUAGACCAUCCCACUUUUGGCACCCUCCCCCCUCCAGGAGGGUGAUUCCUGAUGCUUUCCUCCCGUUAAACCAGCCAGGAUUGGGUCGAGGAUUAUGGAGAGUUGCCAAAACCAUAGCUGGUUAGUCCUCUGUCCGUUUCACACUCAUAUCGGUGACAAGAAGCGAAUUUAUGGGAAAAAAAACCAACCAACCAACCCAGAUUUAAUCUGCAGUGUGUUCGUCUUUCUGACUAUUCUACAGACAGCACCCCUUGUUUUUGUGAUUGGAAAACGGGUCCGGUUCAAGUAAUCUCCAUGAAAUCACCGUCCUUUGCGCUCCUUUACAAGAUGUCGGUCAAAAGAAGACCCCGGUUUACAACGGGCCCAUAAAAAAAAAAACCUUUCCACAACCUUGAUAUUUGGGGACCGAGAAGUCCCUUCGUCCGUCAGUGCCUCCAAGCCCAGAGGCGGAUGGGACUCGGAACCACCACCUGGUGGGCACCUGGUUGCAGAAGACAAACUUCCUCUGAAGGCAGGUGGGCAGGUGGUCUCAUUUCCCCCUGUUAGAAGGAAACACAACUCGGUACUCGGUAAACACAACAGUCGAAACUCGGUAACCUGGCCAAGAAGGGGAACAAAAACAGAAGGAAAAUAAUAAUGAUAAUAAUCACCCCCUUUUUAACAAUUCUCUCCUUUAACUGCAUCAAACCUGUCCUCCUCAUAGCAUCUCUUUGGGAGGCAGGACUGCAGUUUGGACGCUAAAUCGGCAGUUUUUAAAAGCCGCCUUCUCUCCCGUUUUAAGAGCGACGCGGCUGCAGCAAAUGACAUUUCUGUUUUUCCAGUCCCGGCUUGUGUUUUCACGCCAGAAGAGGUGAACCCAUCAGCCUCGGCGCGUCGACAGCUCCUUGGCAUCCCAGCGUGAUCCGGAUUCCUGUCUGG